Messenger RNA from Pararge aegeria (speckled wood butterfly), 1206 nucleotides. Its product is annotated as odorant receptor 4-like. Gene Ontology annotation, biological process: detection of chemical stimulus involved in sensory perception of smell; sensory perception of smell. Gene Ontology annotation, cellular component: plasma membrane. The transcript is spliced from 9 exons. Bases 1 to 1206 code for a protein of 401 amino acids. Gene Ontology annotation, molecular function: odorant binding; olfactory receptor activity. NCBI's taxonomy places the organism in Eukaryota, Metazoa, Arthropoda, Insecta, Lepidoptera, Nymphalidae. The record is from RefSeq and is a predicted model, not a curated record.
AUGGAAGAGUCCACAAUGAAGGCGGCCAAGCAAGAAAUCGAGAGAUCUUUGAAGAUAGUACUAUUCAGCAUGCAACGUAUAGGGUUCUCGUUCGACAAACCUAAGAAUGCUGCCGCUUAUUUACUCCAAAAAAUCAUUUUAGUCGUAUCUGUUUGCGGAAUAUGCCUUCAUGUAUUCAGUGAACUCGCUUACAUACUGUUCACGUUCGCAAGCUCUCCUAGCAUUGAAGAUGUCGUGCCACUCUUCCAUACUUUUGGUUAUGGCGCUUUGAGUGUUGCAAAAAUAUUUGCCUUCUGGUACAAAAAGUCAGUAUUUGGAGAAUUGGUAGACGAACUAGCUGGUAUAUGGCCUAUGCCUCCUCUGAGUGAUGAUGCCCAGGAGUUCAAAGAUAAAAGCCUUACUGCUUUGCGUAUUAGUCAUAGAUGGUACUUUGGUGUGAACAUUAUGGGAGUGUGGUUUUAUAACUUGACGCCGAUUAUCACGUAUUUUUACCGAAUUUGGCAAGACCAAGACGCGGUUAUCGGAUUCGUAUGGGCAUCUUGGUACCCAUUCGACAAGCAUCAGCCUAUUGCACAUAUUGCUUGUUAUUUAUUUGAAAUGUACGCAGGUGUGGCUUGUGUUUGGAUAAUGGUUUCGUCAGACUUACUUUUCUCGGGAAUGGCAAGCCAUAUUGCACUACUAUUGAGGAUUUUGCAAUGGCGUUUGGAAUCUUUUGCAUCUACAGAAAAAACGGACGACGAAAACUAUGAAGAAAUACGCUCUAACAUCCAAUUGCAUCAACGACUUAUUAGCUAUUGUAACAGGUUGGAAGAAGCGUUCUCGCUGGUCAAUCUUAUUAAUAUCGUGAUGAGCUCCAUAAAUAUUUGUUGUGUCGUCUUUGUGAUCGUGUUACUGGAGCCGGUAUUGGCGAUAAGUAACAAAUUGUUUUUGGCAUCGAUACUGAUUCAAGUCGGGGCGAUGUGCUGGUAUGCUGAUGAUAUUCUUCACGCGAACGGUAAUAUAUCUGCUGCUGUAUAUAAUAGCGGUUGGUAUAAAACCAGCCCUCGUUGCCGGCGCUCUCUUCUCUUCAUUAUUCUGAGAUCUCAGAAGCCUAUCGCAUUCACUGCAAUGAAAUUCACAAAUAUCUCACUUAAAACUUACUCCUCGAUAUUGACGAGAUCAUAUUCAUAUUUUGCUCUGCUCUACACUAUGUAUAGCGAGAAAUAA